AUGGGAAUCCGAAGAGAACAAACGCCACCGCGAGCGGAGACGGUGACUGGAAUCCGAAGGGGUGAACGCCACUCCAAGCGGCUGGAAGGUUCAGACCCUCCCCAGAGCGGUGGCCUACUCCCCCAUCCUCUGGAAACCCCGAGUGGGCUCCGAAUUCCAACCGGGUUCUUAGUUCGGCUCAGCCUCACGACUUCAACCCCCAAAAGGUGCCUCAACACGAACGCCCUGCCGCAGGGCUCGAACCGUGGCGGGACCCAGACACUGCGCGGACCCACCUCCUUCUCCCCUCAGUCCGGGUUGCGCGGAGUGGCGUCCACUUCCGGGAGACAGCCGGAAGUUGCCGGAGGUGACACAGGCCCGGCCGUGCCUGAGGCCGACCCUGAUUUCCCACCUCGAGAAGCAGUUGCUUGUAUCUGCAAAGGUCCGCAACUUCUCACGGGGCUGCUCCUGCCUCUUCCAGCAGUCACGGCGCCUUUCCACGGGGCUUAUGAAAAUUUUGGUGAAAAAAUGCUGCUACAGUGUAGGCAUGGCGCCUCUUUUCCGAAGCUAGAUAACUUGGUACCAAGAGGAAAAAUGAAGAUUCUCCUGGUCUUUCUAGGUCUGCUUGGCAAUUCCAUUGCUAUGCCAAUGCACAUGCCCCGAAUGCCUGGAUUUAGCAGUAAAAGUGAGGAGAUGAUGCGAUAUGGUCAAUUCAACUUUCUGAACUCCCCACAUAUGGGGCAUUUUGGGCCGAUGUAUGGUAAUGGCUUGCAGCCCCCUCCGCAGUUCCCACAGUACCAGAUGCCCAUGUGGCCUCAGCCCCCACCAAACACGUGGCAGCCACACCAACCCUCAGCAUCCAAGCGCCAGAGCAAGACUGACCCAACCCAAGAGACUCAGAAACCCAACCAGACGCAGCCAAAAAAGCCACCGCAAAAGCGGCCUUUGAAGCAGCCACCGCAAGCCCCAACUGAGCCCAAAGAAGAGGACCAGCCACCUCAGGCAUUCCCAUCAUUCGGCAACGGGCUAUUCCCCUAUCAUCAGCCACCAUGGCAAAUCCCACAGAGGCUGCCGCCGCCGCCAGGUUAUGGACGCCCACCAGCCAGCAACGAAGAAGGGGGGAACCCCUACUUCGGAUAUUUUGGAUAUCAUGGCUUUGGAGGUCGCCCUCCUUACUAUUCAGAAGAGAUGUUUGAACAAGACUUUGAAAAACCGAAGGAGGAAGAUCCUCCCAAAGCGGAGAGCCCGGCCAAAGAGCCCACGGCCAACUCGACGGUCACGGAGACUAACUCCACGCAGCCGAGCCCCAGGGCGGGCCCGGGGGGCAACGACACCAGCCCCCCGGGGAGCGGCGGGCUCGGGGUCGGGGGCGGGGGCGGCCCGCAGCCCGCGGGCAACGCGUCGGGCCCGGCGGUGCCGGGAGCCCAGACCCCGCGGAGACCAAGCCAGCCCACCCUCCGGGAAAGCUACCCGAGCCCCAACGCGCGAAAUGUCCCCUGGGUGCGACAGUGGUACCCCGCUGGCACUGCCGUGGGGCGCAGGCAGAAUGGGCCUCUUUACCGCAGCCAGCAGUUCCAGAGGGUCCCCCGGUGGCACUCCUUUGCUCUGGAGAGCAAACAGGUGGCUCGUCCCGUGAAUCCACCUUACCGCAGAGCUUACCCUUCCACUUCAGGAGGCCACUAUCCCAAUUACGCGGGAAACCCCGCCAAUCUCAGGAGAAAGCCUCAGGAACCCAAUAAGCACCCUGUGGGAACCAAUGUGGCCACACUGGGUCCCAAACACAGCACCGUGAACCGCAAUGAAAAAGUCCAGAAUCCAAGGGAGAAGCCACUGGGUCAAAAACAGAGAGUAGCCGUCCCUACAAAGGAGCCAAGUGGCCCCUGGAGAAACUCUCAGCAUUACGGAGUUAAUAAAUCAAAUUACAAACUGCCGCCCCCUGAAAGUAACAUGCCAGUCCCAAGUUUUAAUUCUGUCGAUCAACGUGAAAACUCCUAUUACCAAACAGGAGAUUCCACAAGAAUCCCAAAUUCUAAUGGACAGACCCAAAGCCAGAAUUUGCCCAAAGGGAUUGUUUUAGAGCCAAGAAGAAGUCCGUUCGAAUCUGAAACUCAGCAGCCAGAACUGAAGCACAGGACUUACCAGCCUGGAUACCCUGAGGAGAUCCCUUCUCCUGCAAGGGGACAUUUUCCUGCUGGAAAAAAUACUUGGAACCCCCAAGAAAUCUCUCCACCUUUUAAGGAAGAUCUUGGAAGGCAGGAAGAACAUUUACCUCAUCCUUCCCAUGGCUAUCGGGGAAGUGUCUUCUACCCUGAAUAUAACCCCUAUGGUCCCAGGGAAAACUCACCAUACCUUAGAAACAAUAUGUGGGAUGAGAGAGAUGAUUCUCCUAAUACUAUGGGGCCACAAGAAAACCCACUGUACCCCAUAAAUACUCCAGACCAGAAAGGGACAGUCCCUUAUAAUGAAGAGGACCCGAUUGAUCCAACUGGAGAUGAACCUUUUCCAGAACAAAAUAGAUGGGGUGAGGAGCUGAGCUUUAAAGGGGGCCCAACAGUGAGGCACUAUGAAGGUGAGCAACAUACCUCCAAUCCACCAAAGGAAUAUCUUCCCUAUUCCCUAGAUAAUCCAUCAAAACCCAGGGAGGAUUUUCCUUAUGGUGAAUUUUACCCCUGGAGCCCGGAUGAGAAUUUUCCAUCAUAUAAUACAGCUCCUACUCUACCACCACCUAUAGAGAGCCGGGGCUACUAUGCUAACAGUGCUGUUAGACAAGAAGAAAGCCCUUUAUUUCCUUCACAGAACUCCUGGGACCACAGGAUUCAAGCCCAAGGGCAGAAAGAAAGAGGGCCAUAUUUUUAUAGAAAUUUCUGGGAUCAGGCAACAAAUUUACACAGAGCCCCAGCUUCUCCACCAGAACAGAAAGAGAACCAGCCCUAUUCUAGUCACUCCCCAGCUGGGCUUCAGAAAAAUCCAACAUGGCAUGAAGAUGAGAAUUUGAACUAUGGCAUGCAAAUUACUAGGCUGAAUUCGCCAGAAAGAAAACAUUUAUCUUUCCCAGAUGUAAUCCCUCAAAGUUACCCAUCACAUCAAAAAGAAGCACAUUUAUUUCACCUGAGCCAGAGAGGAUCCUGCUGUGGCAGUGGCUCCCCAGGGCCCAAGGAUGACCCCCUGGCUCUGCAAGUCUACACUCCAUCCUACAGUCUUGCGCCAGGGGAGAACCAAGACACCAGCCCUUUGUAUACGGAAGGUGGCCAUACCAAACAUGCAAGACAUGUAGUCUCCCCGACAAGCAUCCUACCUGGCCAAAGGAACAGCUCAGAGAAGAGACUUCCUGGGGAAAGCCAAGACCCAAGUCCUCUUAGAGAUGACACAUCCACUCUAAGGAGGAGCACGCCAUGUUCUAUGAAGAAUCAGCUGGCCCAAAGGGGCCUGAUGCCCCUUCCUGAAGCCAGUUCCCUUCAGUCAAAGAACACACCUUGUCUCAAAAGUGAUCUUGGAGGAGAGGGGAACAAUGUUCUGGAACAAAUUUUUGAAGACAACCAGCUCCAUGAAAGAACUGUUGACCUAACUCCUGAGCAGCUAGUUAUUGGCAGCCCUGACGAAGGCCCCGAUGCAGAAGGCUUCCAGAGCGAAGUCCAAGGAAAGGAGAGUGAGAGGCAGCAGCAAAGACCCUCUAGCAUCCUGCAGUUACCAUGCUUUGGCUCCAAAUUCUCAAAGCGUCGCUCUUCUAGUGCGGGAACUCCAUCUAGCAACGGAAGGCAAAGCCCAUUUGACGGGGAUCCAAUGAUGCCUACCGAAAAUCCUAACACACUGGCUGAGUUAGCUACUGGGGAACAAUUUAAGGGUAUAAAUGUAGGCCCACUUAAUGCAGAUGAACACGCUCCAUUUGAAUCCCUUCCCAGGGGAACCAAUCCACAGGACCAGGUUCAAGACUGCUUACUACUUCAGGCCUAG
This is a messenger RNA of Microcebus murinus (gray mouse lemur), 3930 nucleotides long. RefSeq names its product enamelin (gene ENAM). Gene Ontology annotation, cellular component: extracellular matrix. Gene Ontology annotation, molecular function: structural constituent of tooth enamel. The record is from RefSeq and is a predicted model, not a curated record. NCBI's taxonomy places the organism in Eukaryota, Metazoa, Chordata, Mammalia, Primates, Cheirogaleidae. Gene Ontology annotation, biological process: positive regulation of enamel mineralization; ameloblast differentiation; amelogenesis.